GAACCCGUUGACACCCAGACCCCUGUUGCCUCUUCUUCUCUGGGCCCUCCCCUCCUGUCCUCUCCUUUCUCCUCCUCUUCCCUUCCCCUCCCCCGUCGCCGGCGAGAGCUCGGGCGGAGACGCCGCAGCCCCCUGCAGGAGGGCUUGUACCCGGGAAGCAAGGGACUUCCGGAAGCUUCUUCCUUCCACAAGGGUCGUGCCCGUUGGAUUGGCCUGAAAGAUCUCAGUUUUAUUCCGAAGAAGGCGUUUCUCACCACAAAUCCCGAUCUGCUGGUGCUCAAAGUUCCAUCUUUGAUGAGGCAAGGCUGUGAGCAACCCGUGGGGCUCCCAUGGUCGUCGUGAGCCUUGAUUGGGGCAUCAGGCGAGAAGGGGCAGCAACCACCAGGAGGUGACAGAGCAAGAAGAAGAGGUAACAGAGAAGUAGGCAACAAUAGGGAGGGCGAAGGAGAAGGAGAGGAGGGAGCUCUCCAUGGGGGAGCCCCUCCUCGCAUCCCUCUCCAUGGAGAACAGCAACAGCCACCCCUGCACGCUCCUCUCCAUGGACCCUGCGGGCUCGCACCCGGCCUCCACCGAGUCCUCCGGCGCAGCCAAUGGGGUUGGUAGUGGUGGUGACCGGGAACCCUUCGUCAUUCCCCGGCGUGAGUCGGCACACCCGGGUCCCCCGGACAUCAACCUCCCGCUUUCUGCAGACCCCUCCCCACCACCUCCAUCGUGGAACCUCGAAGGGUUCGACAUACUUGAUGUCACUCUUGGAACACAUAACUAUGAGUCUGAGGUUGCGCUUACACUUCCAAAGUUGACCGGCAAUGGCAAUACCACUAUCGGCGUCGGCGCGAGGAAGUGUGCUAAGCGAGGAGACAGCAUUUGGGGUGCAUGGUUCUUCUUCAAUCACUACUUCAGGCCUGCGCUUGUGGAGAAGCCAAAGGGGAAGGUGACACGAGAUGCGUCCGGGUGUAUCUCAGGCUUCGACAAGUCUGACCUUCGCCUUGAUGUCUUCCUGGUGCAGCACGACAUGGAGAACAUGUACAUGUGGGUUUUCAAGGAGCGGCCUGACAAUGCCCUUGGUAAGAUGCAGCUCCGAAGUUUCAUGAAUGGACAUUCCAAGCAUGGGGAGCCAUCAUUCCCAUUCAGUGCUGACAAGGGCUUUUCAAGGUCGCACCGCAUGCAGCGAAAGCAUUACCGAGGACUGUCGAACCCACAGUGCCUUCAUGGGAUUGAGAUUGUGGUCUCACCUAAUUUAUCAGCAGUUCCUGAGGCCGACUUGAAGAGGUGGGUUGAACUUACAGGCAGGGAACUUAAUUUCUCAAUACCAUCUGAAGCCAGUGACUUUGAGUCAUGGAGGAAUCUUCCGAGCACCGAUUUUGAACUUGACAGGCCACAUCCACCGGCAUCAAAGAGUGCUGCACAUGGAUCUCACAGUCAUAAGAAGGGAUUGAAUGGUUCAGGUCUCAACCUAUCAACUCCACCAUCAUCAGAUGAUGGGAUGGACCUUUCACCCAAAUGUGCCAAACGGCGCAAGGAUUUCUUUGGCCAUGGUGUGGAGGAGGACUGUGUGAUGGCAAACAAUUCAUGUUCUGACAGAGAGCAAGAGGUAGAAGCUCAUACUGGUGAGCCAUCAUGGAUGCAUGAAUUCACUGGUGUGGCAAAACAUGCAAGCGGGCCUGUCACUGCUGCCAAGACGAUAUACGAAGAUGAUGAAGGGUACUUAAUCGUGGUGAGCAUGCUCUUCUCCGACCCACACAGCGUCAAGGUUUCUUGGAGGAACACGCUAACACAUGGCAUUGUGAAGAUAACAUGUGUGAGCACCGCCCGUAUGCCCGUCAUCAAGAGGCAUGACAGGACAUUCAAGCUGACAGACCCUUUCCCUGAGCACUGCCCUCCUGGCGAGUUUGUGAGAGAGAUACCUCUAGCCACCCGGAUUCCAGAAGAUGCAAAGAUUGAGGCAUAUUACGAUGAGACAGGAACUGGACUAGAAAUCAUGGUCCCAAAGCACCGGGUUGGACCAGAGGAGCAUGAAGUUCAGGUGUGCAUGAGGCCGCCGCACCUUGGCGACAACGAUCUUGUUUUAUCAUAGCAGAGAGAAACAGUUAGCAUAUAGAUCUUCUGGUAUCAUGCCAUGAGAUACCAUAGUGUAACAGGUCGUACCAUGGAUCAGUAAAAUCCAUCAUCUUUUGCUGCUAAACAGUUAGCUUAUAAGUUGAUGAACUUCUGUUUCCCCCAUAAAAGUUGGAGAUUUAGGCAAAAGUUACCUCUAUUAAUUCCCCCUCUGUACCUCUGUUACAUAUAUAUUGGUGAUCUCCUUGACUAUCUGAAAGGUGGCUAGUUAAGAUUCUGUGUAUAUUCAGAUGUUCAGGCUCAUAAUAAGGUUGAUGGCUACCUAUGAUUGUGAGGUUCGGAA
Messenger RNA from Panicum hallii, 2398 nucleotides. RefSeq lists its product as uncharacterized. The transcript has 2 exons. The coding region runs from base 470 to 2074 and encodes 534 amino acids. The record is from RefSeq and is a predicted model, not a curated record. NCBI's taxonomy places the organism in Eukaryota, Viridiplantae, Streptophyta, Magnoliopsida, Poales, Poaceae.